Leptidea sinapis is the source of this 1755-nucleotide messenger RNA. RefSeq lists its product as uncharacterized. Gene Ontology annotation, molecular function: nucleic acid binding; RNA-DNA hybrid ribonuclease activity. The record is from RefSeq and is a predicted model, not a curated record. Bases 259 to 1602 code for a protein of 447 amino acids. Lineage: Eukaryota; Metazoa; Arthropoda; Insecta; Lepidoptera; Pieridae. The transcript is spliced from 2 exons.
ACAAAUAAAAGAAUUCUUCCACCUAUUAAAAUUAAAAUUUAUGAUGUUGAUCUACCAAUUGUUAAUAAUGUUAAGUUUUUGGGUAUUUGGUUGGAUCACAAAUUAUCUGGCGUCAAGCAUUUUGAUUAUGUCUCACAGAAAUGUGAGAAAAAUAUUAAUAUUCUUCGCUCAUUGUCUGGUGUCUGGUGGGGAGCUCACCCCGUCACUCAAAAAUUACUAUACAAUGCCAUAAUUCGCACUCAUUUAGAUUAUGGCACUAUGUUCUUAAUCCCAGCAAACAAAGCAGGUCUAAAUAAAUUGGACAGAAUUCAGGCUAAAUGUUUACGUUUAGUAUUGGGAGCUAUGAAAUCCAGCCCUAUUAAUGCAAUGCAAGUAGAAUGUGUGGAUCCUCCCCUCUCACUACGUAGACAAUUCCUUGCCAAUAAAUUUUUCUUUAAACUAGCUGGCUGCCGAGCUCAUCCCUUACUCCAAAAAUCAGAACAAUUAGCUGUUUUAUACAAUGAUAAUAAUAUUGUACCUGAAGACAAAAGACCUUGCGUUAUAAAUAGUUACCUUUUAUUUUCUCAGCUCUCUAACCCUCUCUUUCAAUAUUCUAAAUUGCCUUUAUUUUCUAUGCCUUUCAAUGCUCUUACUUUCCAACCCUCAGUAAUUUUAGACUUAGGUGUUGAUAAGUUUUCUAUAGAAGCAAAUAAAACUUUUUCUCAUAUAAUGGACUCAGAUUUUCGACAUUGGUAUAAAAUCUACACGGAUGCUUCAAAAACAGACAUGAGUCCGGUUGGGGCUGCAGUAUGGAUUCCCUCAACAAGAAUUAUACUGAGUUAUAGCUGCCCACCCACCACUUCUGUGUUUACAGGGGAAUCAAUCGCCAUUCUUGAAGCUAUUCUAUUUGUUAAGUCUCACAACAUGAACAAUUCUAUUAUCCUUUCAGACUCUAAAAGUUGCCUCCAAUCAAUUCUCUCAAAUCCGUUUAAGACAAAAAGUCAGUUUCCCAUCAUUCUCAAAAUAAGAGAAACUUUGAAAGAGUGCUAUGAACUCAAAAUUAACAUAGUUUUAGCUUGGAUUCCAGGUCACAUGGGCAUCUCUGGUAAUGAAAAUGCAGAUGCCUGUGCUAGAUCAGCUGCUCAUUCAGGUUCCUUUCAGUAUUCAGAAAUAUUCACUCAUGACUUGUGCUCUACCCUGAAACCCAAGAUGUAUGAGAGUUGGUCAAACAUUUGGCAAGUUUCCAAAACUUUAAAAGGCAAAUUUUAUGGAGAACUCCAACCAGAAAUUCCUCAAAAACCUUGGUUCUCAAAAUGUAGGAUUCAUAAUAAAACAAUAAUCUCAACUAUAUGCCGCUUACGUUUAAACCAUGCCUGCACUCCAGUCUUUCUAGCAAAACUUAGAAUUAGGGAUCAUUCUCUAUGUGAUUGUGGCUUUGAUGAGGGAAACAUGGAUCAUUUAUUCUUUUGUUGUCCCUUAAUGCAAUCUUCUCUGCACAAUUAUAUACCCGCUGAAGUCCCCCGUCCAACCUCCGUUAAAUGUCUCCUCUCCCUAGUUUACACUCCUUUUGUAAAUAUUUUGUGUAAAUAUAUUAAAAUAAAUAAGAUUAAGUUAUAUUAUUAGAAAAUUAAACUUUAUGUAAUCUGAACACCGAUUAUUACCGUUAAACUUAGAAGACACAUACUCAAAGCUUGGUAGUCUAAUCUAACGUGAUUCUGGCAAAUCUGUGGUAUAUCUUCCACAGAAGCCACAGUAGGAAGAAUAGAAUAGAAUAGA